Paramecium pentaurelia is the source of this 2672-nucleotide messenger RNA. The record is from the annotation of a GenBank genome assembly. Lineage: Eukaryota; Ciliophora; Oligohymenophorea; Peniculida; Parameciidae.
AUGGAUCAACCACAAUCCCAAUCCAAUACCAUGUUUAUGAAAAGAUUAUCUACAAUCAAAUGCAUUGCUCCUAUUUUGAUUGCACUUUCAAUUGUAUCAGCAAUCUUUGCCUUUUUAGGCUAUUUUAAAAAUAACAAUUUUGAAUUUCUUAUUUUAGCAAUCUUUGAUGUAAAUAUAUUAAACUAUUAUAUUAAGAUUAUUCUUAUUUCCAUUUUGAUCAUAACAUUAUAAUUUGUUUUUACACUUUAAUUUGAUGAAUUUGGAAAUCCAUAAGAAAAUAAUACAUCAUAUAUAAUAUAAUUUGGAUUAUAAAGUAUAACAGCAAUUUUCUUAGGAAUAAUUAUAACUAUAAUUCAAUAUAAAACUCAUUUAGCUAAUUUAUGGUUUGUUGGACUUUAAAUAUUCAAAUUGCUUUUUUUAAUCUAUUUGAUCAAUAAAACAAAAUAAUUUAGCAAAACAUAAAAUGGAAUUCAUAGAUUCACAUUAGCAUUCUCAGUUUUAUUAAACAUUUUAUUUUUAUUGUUUGCAGCAACUAAUUUCAAAUUCGUAAAAUAAUAAUUUCAUAUAAUAGUUAGUCUAUCUUAUAAACAAUCAAGUAUUUUCAUUAGAUCACAAUAACACCAUUGUUUUAUUCAUGUAAUAUGGUUUAUUUGCUUUAUUAAUGGCUACUAUCUUAAUUAGUGUUAUUCUCAUUUUUAGAGUUUAAAACUAUUUCUUGAUUGUAGCCUUUUUAAUAGUAGCAGCUCUACUCAUAGCAGCAACUGCUAAUGGAAUGAUGAUUAGAUAAUACUCAAUAUUAUAGAGUGAUAUAUCUACAUAAAAAGGAUGUAGAUAUGCACUUUAAAGUCUUGGAGUUUAGACAGUUAAAUAAUUUUUAAAUUGUUCAGAAAAAUAUCUAAAUGAACGAUAAUCACCUUAUCUUCCAUGUCCUUAAGAAAAUCAAUCAUAUAUGUGGGAAUCAAAUAUGGAUUAAAUAGCAUGUAUUAAUUUAGAUUGUUGUGACUCACUCAAAGAUUUUAUUAGUAAACCUUUGUAUCAUUUAACUGUUUGGGUUAAUAUUAUAGUAGCAAUAGGAAUAAUUUAAGCAUUUAAUACAGCUAUGCUUUCAAAAUUUGAUGUUGGCAAUAAGGAAUAAAAUGUUCUCACAGAUUUAUUCAUGUUAUUAUUAUUUUUUGGAUUAUUCUUUGGAAUAAUUGCCAUAUAUAAUUCCAUUUCACCUUAAUAAUUAUAAUUAUAAGAUUAAGUUGUAUCGUAAAUAUUAAAAUCAUUUAUCAUAUAGGUAGCCUUUGAUUUUGAAUUAAUUAACUGUUCUUGAUGCUCCAACAUAUAAAUAUUUCAAACCACAGAAAUCUUUUGGAACUUAAAUGUCUAAUACUGAUAUUUGUGAACUAGCAACAAAUUUAAUGUUAACAAAAGUGAAUUUAUAGCCUAAAGAUGAUAUGAAGAAACCUGGGUAUAAUAUAAUAUUUGUAUCAUAGAAUUUUACUUGGUAUAUUAGGAAUGGGAGGAUCAUUUCUAAUUAAUAAUGAUAUAAAUUUAAGUGAUUUCAAGAUAUUGACUACUGAUGAAUUAAUAACAAAAGCAUUUCCUAAAGCAAAUAAACCAGGAUAAGAUGUUAUAAUUGUUGAAGGAUCUCUGGCAUCUGUAAGUCAUUUUAUAGGAUCAUGUUUAUAAUUUUGUUCUGAUGAACCUGAAACAGCUGAUUUUACUAUUUUAUAAGAAUUUUAUGAAAUGGAAAAUGAUAAAAAGAAUAGAAUUUUAAGUAUUGAUCCAUAAUUGUAAUAAUAAUUUAGUAAAAUUGUACCUUAUUUAUAAAUAACUGCAAAUGUUUAAAAUAGUGAAGAUUUUUCAACAAUUUCUGAUGCUGAUGGAAAAUUAUACUAUGGAAAGUUUGUUUAUACAACAUGUUAAGUUAUGGAUUAAGUAGAAUCUCCCUUUUUAUCAACAAUAUCUGAUAUUAAUGGAUAACUUAAUUAUUUUAGAGUAGCUACUAAAUAAGUUUAUACAUUAUUAGUCAAAAAAUAAGGAUAUAAAAAUGCAUGUGCACUUGUUGAUUUAACUGAAUUAUCACCUAAAACUAAUAUCUUUGUAAGAAUGGUGAAAGAAGUUAAAAAGCAUUCUAUGAAGAUUACUUUAGAAUGGACAUCUAAAAAUCUUAAUUUGGAUUUAUAUGGUUAAUUCAAAGGAGAAAACUUUGUUUGUUUAACUGGAUCUAUAUCUAAAUCUUGUGGUGGAAUGAGUUUAUAAACUUAAAAUGAGAGAGAUUAACAUAUUGAGAUUUUAACUAUCGAUUAAAUACAACCUUUUACUUAUUUAAUUUUUAUUAAAAGAUUUAUGGAAAGAACAUAAGCAUUAGAUGAUAAAGUAGUAAAUGUAUAAGAUUGGAUAGAAUCUAAUCCUGUUAUUACAAUAUAUGUAUAUGAAUUAGAUUAUCCUCUUGUUCAAUAUAGAUUGCCUUCAAGUAAUAAUAUUUAAAUUAACUUUUAGUACCAACAUCUUUUAGAGAUAAGAUUGAUUUUACUUGGUUAGCUUUUUAAUUUGAUGGAUCAAUUGGUGAUGGACCUAUUGAACUCAAAACUUAUUGGUCUGAAAUAACAAAUGAAAGUAUCAAGAAUAGCAAAUCCUAUAAAAAUAAGUUUUGGCCUUCUCCUGUUACAAUUGAAAACAAGUGA